AUGUCUCAAAUAAUGCCUCCAAUCCCACGUAUCUUUUUCAGUUACAUCCAACCACUCUACUAUCUCUAUCGUGCGUUCCGGCCUCUCCUAAACCCAACCUCCAUAACCGCACCCUUGGUGGGUCGCAUUUGGCUCUGGGACCCCGACAACAAGUUUACGGGCGCCGAGCAGCCUCGACCAGUGGAGGCCCUAUGGGCGCACCAGAACUCGUCGUCUUUGUUCAUGCUUGCGCUGCUCACGUAUGUCAUCAUGUUCCACAGCACAGAAAGGAAGGUCGUGAGGGGUUACGUGCUAGUCAGUGCGUUGGCGGAUUUCCCACAUUGGGCCGCCCUGGCGAAUGGGAUGGGGAGUCUGGGCCACUUGUGGGACUUUGGGGCGUGGUCCGCGGAGAUGAGGAGUUUAAUCUUCUUUCCCAUGCUUGCCUUUGCGAUCAAAGUUGGAUAUUUGUCGGGGGUAUUCGGGGACGACAGGUCUCCUCGUCGUAAGGCGGCGGCUUAG
This is a messenger RNA of Colletotrichum truncatum, 498 nucleotides long. RefSeq lists its product as uncharacterized. NCBI's taxonomy places the organism in Eukaryota, Fungi, Ascomycota, Sordariomycetes, Glomerellales, Glomerellaceae. The record is from RefSeq and is a predicted model, not a curated record.